GUCACAUGUCAUGAAUUGGUUAGGGGGGGGAAGGUCGUUAUAGGUUAGAAAGAAGAGUGUGUUUAGUAACUACAGUGUUCUUAAUUUUUUCGUUUAAGUAAACAAGUGCAUAGUAUUCUAUGUGUGAAUAUGAGUACCAGGCCACAGCAUUACUGUCUGAAGUGGAACAACUACCAGAGCUAUGUGGCAGAAAUAUUUACACAGCUCCUCCAGGCAGAAUCUAUGGUGGAUGUGACGUUGUGUGCUGAGGGUCAUAAAAUACGUGCACAUCGUAUUGUUCUGUCUGCAUGUAGCCCUUACUUUCAGGAUAUCCUGACCAAUACAGAAGAUUCCCAUCCCUAUAUAAUUUUAAGUGAAAUGAAUUCUGAUGAUGUAAAAUCAAUUGUUGAGUUCAUAUAUCGUGGAGAGCUAAAUGUUGGUGCUGAUCGUUUCACAUCAGUACUGAAACUAGCUGAAGAAUUGCAAAUAAGAGGCCUCAUGGAAGUCAGUAACCAUUUACCGAUAUUGGUAAAUAAAGAUGGUGAUGAAUCUAAUCCAGAACCUCUGUCGUCAACUCCAGCAUUGGAAGAAAAUCAUAACUCAAGCCAGUGUUCAGAUACAUUGCCUGAUAUGCCACAGACAGAUUCAGUAGAUAUUUUCAUGGAAGUUUCUGAAAAUGUGCAUGAAGAGCCUUCCACAGAAAGUACAAAAUUGGAAUCAAAGGAGCACACCCAGUUUGAGAAGAAGGGUGAGGAAGAGAAGAAAAAGAAACACAGAAGAGAAACAAGCAAGAAGUAUUACAGUGAAGAUAUGUUGUUGGCAGCACUAGAGGAUUUACGAGCAGGGCGAUCUCUUGUGGAAACAGCUGCAGCAUAUCGCAUCCCUCGCUCAACUCUGCAUGUGAAAGCUCGAGCACAAGGCAUUGCUCUUACCAUCACCAGACAGGAACACUCUGGUGAGAGAGUACAAGCAGCAAUCCAAGCUGUUGCAGAUGGUGCAAGUUUGCAGCAAGCAGCUGAUCUCUUUAAGAUUCCAAAGACAGUGCUUUGGCGACGUGUGCAGAAGGAAAUUGGGAGUUAUGCAAUGAGUUUUCGAGCAAAGCUGAAGCAGUCAUAUGGUUCAGAUAAGAAGCAGGCGGCAGUAAAGGCAUUGGAAAGGGGAGAGAACCUCACUAAGGUGUCACACCAGUUUCAGAUACCAAAGACAACUUUGUUUCGUGAAAAGGCACGUUUGGUAGAAGCUGGAAGGCUUCCAUGGACAUGUCUGCGAAAGCGGGAUCCUGAUAUCGGAGGCUUCAAGCAGCACAGACUCAGCGAAGCCGUGGCAGCCUGUAAAGAGGGAAAGAUGUCGCAGGCAGUGGCUUCUGUUACCUUCCAGGUUCCUAAAACUACAAUAUGGCGGAAGCUUCAGCAGAGUUCAAGGUCAGAAUUACCAGAACGUGAGGAGAAUGAAGCUGAUACUGCUGCAGCCCAACUGCAGGAACGCACAGAAUUUGCAUUUAGCGAGGUUUCAACACAAAUUCCAGUCACUUACAUCGAUGAAUCAGACUUCUCUGAAGCUUCUCUUAUCAUUCUCACUACUGGCGGCAGUGAAAGCAUGGAAGAGCAGAUUAUAGUCAAUAGGGAUGCCAUACCUGAUGAAAGCCAAGUAUCCAAGAACCAUCCGGCAAAAGAAGUGUCUUUAGCAACGAAUGGCUCCAACCAGAAUGCUGAUUCAGUUACAUAAUGCAGAGUUCCUGACUGACAGUUGCUCAAGACUAGUAAAUUCAGAAUAAGACAUAUGAAAGCCCUUGUGUUCUCAGCAUACUCCUGUAUGAUAUUAUAAAAAA
Cryptotermes secundus is the source of this 1807-nucleotide messenger RNA. Its product is annotated as zinc finger and BTB domain-containing protein 43. Gene Ontology annotation, molecular function: DNA binding; protein binding. Gene Ontology annotation, cellular component: nucleus. The transcript has 11 exons. The coding region runs from base 130 to 1704 and encodes 524 amino acids. Gene Ontology annotation, biological process: regulation of transcription by RNA polymerase II. Lineage: Eukaryota; Metazoa; Arthropoda; Insecta; Blattodea; Kalotermitidae. The record is from RefSeq and is a predicted model, not a curated record.